AUAACCUUAUAUGCAAUGACGACCGCCAUAGUGGUGGCUCAUGUGCAUCACAUUAUUGUCCCAAUCACCGUAUGUAGAACAUUUUGCUUAUCUGCCAAAUCGCAAAUAAUUUGCAAGUGAAAAUAAUCCUUCUCUCUGUUGCUUCUUUGUGUCUUGUUUUACACUUAAAAAAUAUUCGUCUGGCUUUAUUCAUCGACCAUAACGUGGCCAAUUUUUAUUUUAUUAUCCAUCAAAGUGCUGCAUCAAUUUAAUGCCUGUACGGGUGUGACAGUUCGACUGACAUUUGGAGUUGUUUGUUGAUAUUUUGUCGAUCGGAAAUUGUAAUGUGUGAACAAUGAAUUCACUCUGCGAAUGUAUUAAUUCAGUGAAGAGUUUAUCGUUCAUUUAUUAAUUAGGCCACUGGAAAAACUUCCGAAUGUGUUUUUUUCUUGCGUAAAAUGAUACAGUGGAAGUUUAAAUGUGAGGAUAAAUUUAAAAAAGGAAAUGUAGUCCUCUGCUUCUUGACGUCUCACUUGUGAGGACAAAAUGCCACUCUAUGCAACGCCCCACAGACUACCCCAAGAAAGUAUGAGUGGUGUUAAUCCCGGUGUGCCACCCCAAAUUGUUCCAAUAAGCUGUACACCACCACCAUCAUCUCACAAUAUUAACUUACUACCUGGACAUCCUGCGAAUUUUGUUGGUGCAGACAGAGGAGCACCGCCUUCGUACGAGCAAGUCAUCGAUUCAACUGGACCUCCACCUUCCUAUGAUUCAUUGUUUGGACGAGUACGCGAAGUCCCCAAAGCGUCGAAGGCAGUUUUAGAUUUUCUCCUUAACAUUGUUGUACUUCUUGUUGGAACAAUUGGAUGCACAUUCAUCAUAGGUGUUACCAUACUGAUACCAGUAUGUAUGAUGAUAAUGGGUGGUGUUUACUUGUACGAUUGCCCUCAGAGCGAAUACAUCCCAGUGUAUUUGCUAGUUGGUGGGGGUUUUGGUGUAUUCAAACAAUUAUUGCAUCUCUCAACGCUAUUGCGUAGACGACCUGAGGAGAGAGAUGAAGAAAGGAUACGCCUGUCACCGACCCAAACAUUGAUCAAUUGCUUCAUGCUUGGUUGGUUGAUCAUUGGUUCUCUGUGGGUGUAUAAGGAGUAUGAACCGAAUUACGACCCAGCGAACGGAAAACAUUGCAAUAAAACCUUAUAUCUCUUCGCAUUUUGGCUGAUAACGGCGCUGUACAUUUAUCUGGGCGUGAUAACUGCUUCUCUUUGCUGCAUUUCGUUGGCGAGUGCCAUUGUCCGAAAUUGGGCGUCUGAUGACCUUGUGACAAUGAGAAUGGUGGGUUUGCACUGUUAAUUCAAUUACGAGUCCAAUAAUUAUGAGUCCAUUGGAGGAUGCAAAAAAACAAAUCACGCACAGAUCACUGAGCUAGACAUCGACUAAAUCGUAUUGUGCAAUUAUGGAAUCAACGGUACUCGAGAAGGUUGCAGAAGAAUUACUUGUGCCAUGAAAAAGUGAGGAAUUUUGUACAUAAGAAGUGGUAGACUAUCGCAGGGAUUUUUUUCAAGUGGAGGACACUGUUAUCUGUUCAUGGCCAUAAAGAUGAAAAAUUAAAUCGUCAGAUGUGGUAUUAUUCUGGGAAUUUGGGACUAAUCAGAACGACUGAUGGAUUCGGUGAAUUUAAUUUAUUUUCUUUCAUCGAAUGAAAACGAUAAUUGAGGAAAUAUGGAUAAUUCAUAAUUAUUAAUGACCGAUAUACUCGAUAAUCAGAUGAUACACAAUAAUCAGUGCGGGGCGCUUCAAUUUUUACUGCGCCAAAUUAAAAUGAUAGUUAUUAAUAGGAGAUCGACAUUAUAUUUAACUGAGAAUUGGCUGCUAUUUUGUAUGGGAUAUUGACUAGAAAUGUAGGUUGUGAGUGAGCUGGAAGAACGUAAGUAUGAACAUGUUGAAAUUGAUACUGCACUUAGUUAUCUUUCGCUCAUAUGAAUCUCACAAUGAUUACAAUUACUUAUGGAAUCAGUGCAUUUAAUUUAUUUCAUUUUAUCGAAUGAACAUGAUUAUUGAAGAUGUGUGAAUAAUCCACCUCUACCAAUGACCUAACUACUCAAUAAUCAGAUAAUCCACAAUAAUCAGUGCGGUGCGCUUUAAUGUUUAUUGUGCCAAGAAAAAAUAAUAGAUACGAAUAAGAGAGAAACAAUUAUACAUAAUUGACCUUUUUUUAUUUUGCAUUAAAAAUGUGGGGUAUUCUGAGAGUCUGAAGAAUGUGGAUAUGAAAGUAUCCAAAUGAUGAUAUUGAAACUAUGAUUUGAAUGACUAUAGUGAUUUUUUAAAAUCAAUUUUUAUGGUGAUUAAGACUGCGUAAUUAUGUUUGCAUUUUUUAAAAAUGAGUUCCCCUCUCAAGUCGUUAUCCGUCCUUAAUCCACCGAUGUAUUUUUUUAUUGCUCAUUUGUGAUAGGGGUAGAUUUUUAUUUAACGCGCAUCUACACAUUUCUUACAUUUUCAUUAAUUUUCCACCAUGUGACGUUAGGGCUACCUUCAAUCACUUUCAAUAUAUGAAGAAAGACAACUUAAGCUCUGUGAAUAACUAUAAUAUAUCUUUAUGUUAAGAGGGUGGUUGACAGAAUGAAGAGAUAAAUGUCAUUGGUGCAAAAUAUUGUUAAUACAUAAUUCAAUGUAUGAAGAAUGACUGGAAUUUUGUUUAUUCCAUUUUAAUACUUAUGUUAUGAAAAAUUAUUUUAUCGCAACCUUUCGAUCAAAUUGACCGAGAAAUAAUUAUCUGUGAACGAUAAUAAUACUAUCCCAUACUGAUAAAAUAUUCUAGUAACAUGAUGCUAAACUAUUCCUUGAAAACAAUGAUAAUCUCUCAUUAUUCUUAUAAGACUAUACAGCCAUGACUAUUAUGGCUUUGGUUCGAUUCACAAGAACAGCAAGAAAAUAAAAAAAAAAAGAUGUACAAAGAAGAAAAGUGCAAACAUGAUAAUUAUAUAAGCACGUCAUUGGUUUUUUUUAUUUCUGCCUAAUAAAGUUCUAUUAAAAUAAAAAUGGCAUUGAAACAGCA
This is a messenger RNA of Diachasmimorpha longicaudata, 3034 nucleotides long. RefSeq lists its product as uncharacterized. Bases 526 to 1332 code for a protein of 268 amino acids. The transcript is spliced from 4 exons. Lineage: Eukaryota; Metazoa; Arthropoda; Insecta; Hymenoptera; Braconidae. The record is from RefSeq and is a predicted model, not a curated record.